AUGUUGGUCAAAUUGCUUUUUCUCAGUAUCUACUUGAUCAGUGAAGUAAGAUCCAAUGAUAUAAGACUGGGUUUUGUCGCGCCGAGUUCUAGAAAAAUCUAUGGUGAAAUUAAGGAAGCUGAUCCAGCACUCUGGAAAAGAACAGAUGAUAUCAUAAUUAACACACCACACAAUGAAGUUAUUACUGCUGUCCUUGUCACCGACCUGCGGGAUGAUAAGGACGGAGAAGCCUUUAUAGAGAGCGGUGGUGUUGGUUUAAAGAGUGUUACUAUAGGUUUGAAGAGCCCAAGUAUUUUGAGGGGGUAUAAGUUUGAGAUUGAGGUGUACGGAUCGGAUACUAACGAACGGUUGUACAGUAAAGGCGGUUUUGCACCGUAUAGUGGUGAUGUACAAUAUGCAAGGAAGUUUUAA
Messenger RNA from Leptosia nina, 411 nucleotides. Lineage: Eukaryota; Metazoa; Arthropoda; Insecta; Lepidoptera; Pieridae. The record is from the annotation of a GenBank genome assembly.